AUGGCGGCUGAAUCUGAUGAAGCAAGUCAGGAUGGGCAACAUCCAUUCGACGAUCAGAUUGACGACCAGACGAUGGACGCCUUCAGCAUGCCGAACAGUGGCGAGAAUGACGGCGUGGAGCUUGGUGGCCGGCGCAAAAUGACCAGCAAGGACGACGCCGCACCCGCAUGGAGUGAGCUCAAAACCAAGGCCGGCAAAGAACGGAAACGUCUGCCCCUCGCCUGUGCAUCGUGCCGAAGGAAGAAGAUCCGGUGCUCCGGGGAGAAGCCCGCCUGCAAGCAUUGCAUCCGUUCCAGGCUGCCAUGCGUAUACAAAGUUACGACGCGCAAGGCUGCGCCGAGGACAGAUUACAUGGCCAUGCUCGACAAAAGGCUAAGGAGGAUGGAGGAUCGCAUCAUCAAAACCUUGCCCAAGUCAGAGCAAGAAGCAUCUGCCAAUGCUGUAAUCCGUGCUGUGGUCAAGCCAUCGUUGCCAGGGACGCUCAAGCAAGGCGUGAAGAAAAGGAAGGCCGAGGAGGCCUUUGCUCCGGAUUUCAACAAAUGGGCUCGGAGUGCAUCCGGUUCCAAUGAUGUCAACAGAUCCGUUGCCCUCAAAGUGCAAGAGGAGGAGGAAAGCAAGCUUCUGGCGGAAGGUCGAGAUGCGCUUCCGUCACAAGAGCUCCAGGAGCAUCUCGCCGAGGUGUAUUUCGAGGUCGUCUACGGCCAGGCCUACCACCUGCUGCACAAACCCAGCUACAUGAGGAAACUCCGUGCGGGGACUUUGCCUCCUGUCUUGAUAUUGUCCGUCUGUGCUGUCUCUGCACGCUUCUCUCAGCAUACCUUCUUCUCGAACACCGUACACUUCCUCCGUGGAGAGGACUGGGCGAGUUCAGCUCGCGAAAUUGUGAAACGGCGAUACGACUGGCCCAACAUUACGAUCUUGACUUGCUAUCUCAUACUUGCCUUGCAUGAGUUCGGCACCUGCCAAGGCGGCAGAAGCUGGAUGCUUGGCGGUGAUGCCAUACGAAUGGCAUUUGCUCUACAACUACAUCGCGAUCUCGAGCACGACCCACAAGGUCCGAAGUCGAACACGCCCCUGAGUUUUGUUGACCGUGAAAUCCGACGGCGCACCAUGUGGGCAAGCUUUCUGAUGGAUCGCUUCACAUCAUCCGGUAUCGACAGACCUAUGUUUGUGAAAGAAGAGGACGUCAGAAUUCAGCUCCCCAUCAAAGAGAAGCUUUUUCAGCUCGACAUGCCGGGCCCGACUGAAGAUCUGCACGGCCGCACUCCGCACCCGGUUCCUAGCGACGCCGGUCAACUGGCAGAUCCCCAGGAGAAUAUGGGCGUUGCAGCAUACAUGAUACGCUCGAUUGCACUAUGGGGCAGAAUCAUAUCGUACCUGAAUCAAGGUGGCAAAAAGGACGACUCGCAUCACAUGUGGGAGAGUUCGUCCAGAUAUACCGAACUGCUUAGCCAAGCUGAAGACCUCCCGCGGAAGCUCCCCCUAGAGUUGCAAUACACCCGGGAGAAUCUUCACCUCCACAACACUGAACGCAUGGCGAACCAGUUCUUGUUUCUGCACAUCACCAUACAACAGAACAUCCUCUUCCUGAAUCGUUUCGCUGUCUCGUCGCCUACUGGUAGUUCACAAACUAAUGCCCCGAAAGACUUUGUAACCCGGGCUGGCGCGCAGGCAUUCGCAGCGGCUAAUAGGAUGUCUGAAGUGCUCAAAGAUGCCGAACGACAUCUUGUAUCCGCCCCAUUUGUGGGCUACUGCGCUUUCCUGUCGGGUACAGUACACAUCUUCGGCAUCUUCUCUGGGAACGCUGCUCUGGAGCACGCUGCCAAACAGCAUCUUGCAACGAACAUCAGGUUUCUCUCGAGGAUGAAACGCUACUGGGGCAUGUUUCACUUUAUGCUAGAAAACCUUCGCGAACAAUACCGCACUUGCAUGGACGCCGCUAGCCGGGGAGCACCGCCUACCGACAGCACGACAACGUCGCCGGUCUUUCAGUACGGUGACUGGUUCUCACGCUACCCACACGGGGUGUCGGCAUCAGAUUUUGUGGACCCUGCGGCCGCCAAACAACGCGAGUCUGGUGACGAUGGCGUGCUAGAGCAGAAGCCUGAGCUGCAUACAGUGGAGGAAUACAUGACGCAGCUGUCUCCCGCCCAGUCUCACGACAACAAGGAGCCUGGGCCAGGCACUGGACCAAACAAACGCAAAGCAAGCACGAAAGCUGUGCUGGCCGGCGUCGACGGGCAGGUAUUGGCUAUUAAGUCGAGUGGGCACGGGGCUCAAGCUCUACGGCAGCAAGUGCCAAAAACAAAUACGUCUCUGCAUCCCACUCAAAGACAAGCUGGUCGGGAAAGCAUGCAAGCACAGGCUCCGGGUCAGCUGCCAGUUGGCUUCAGCGGGCUUUCACCUAUCAGUCCUGUUGAACAAGCAAGCGUCCCGCCGCUGUUGCAACAACACAGCGGUGGUCACAUUUACACAUCGCAGGAUCUGCUUGCACUGCCCAUGUCGAACGCCCCUUCUGCAAUACUACCACAGCUUGAUCGCCAGCUUGUCUUCAAUGCGUAUGGCGAUCUGGAUCCACGUGCGAUGGCGGAUCCGGACGAGAUCGACUGGCAUGCGCUUGCGGGUACGAGCAGUAAUGGUAAUGACCCAGCUGCCGUCCACGAUUCGAUGCCGACACCGAGGGUCAACGCAAACACGAUCCCACCUCAUCCCCAUUCUUCAUCCAUGGCUCCACCUAGCUUUGCGCCAGAGACGUCUUCUGCAUGGUUCAUGCCGUUUAACCUCGAUCCGGCCAAUUUCGCCCACGACUUGGCUGCUGCCGGCGGCGAAAUGGGCGGAUCGGGCGCUUUUGAUAAUUUUGGCGGCAUAUUUCCCAGCGGCGAGGCCUCGAUCGAGAACCUCAACGACCCGCUGGACCUUCAACAUACCCAUAUGUCGGGAAUGUAA
This is a messenger RNA of Microdochium trichocladiopsis, 2946 nucleotides long. Its product is annotated as fungal-specific transcription factor domain-containing protein. Gene Ontology annotation, molecular function: DNA binding; zinc ion binding; DNA-binding transcription factor activity, RNA polymerase II-specific. Lineage: Eukaryota; Fungi; Ascomycota; Sordariomycetes; Xylariales; Microdochiaceae. Bases 1 to 2946 code for a protein of 981 amino acids. The record is from RefSeq and is a predicted model, not a curated record. Gene Ontology annotation, cellular component: nucleus. The transcript has 2 exons. Gene Ontology annotation, biological process: regulation of DNA-templated transcription; DNA-templated transcription.